This is a messenger RNA of Monoraphidium neglectum, 660 nucleotides long. RefSeq lists its product as hypothetical. The transcript has a single exon. NCBI's taxonomy places the organism in Eukaryota, Viridiplantae, Chlorophyta, Chlorophyceae, Sphaeropleales, Selenastraceae. The record is from RefSeq and is a predicted model, not a curated record. Bases 1 to 660 code for a protein of 219 amino acids.
AUGCAAGGCGGCCACACAGGUGCAUCGGCGACGCUGCCAGUCAGCGGCGUGGGCAGCAGUUGGCAGGCUGCGGGAGGCGCAUCAGGCACGCAGGGAGGCGGCUACUAUGGCCAGCAGCAGCAGCAGGAGCAGCAGCAAGCAGGCGGCCGGCCACGAAAUCAGCCACAGAAUCGGCACGGCAACGGGCAGGCCUGGCCCGCCGCUCAGCCAACGCCUCGGCAUGCGCCCGCUCAAACGCACAUGACAACGCCCGCAGCGAACGCUGCAGCCAUGCAACCGGCUGGGCAGCACCUGCAGCAGCAUCAACAGCAACAGCAACAGCAGCAGCAGCAGCAGCAGCAGCAGCAGAAGCAGCAGCAGCAGCAGCAGCAGCAACAACAACGGCAGCAGCCGCGGGCACCUGCCGCAAACGUAAAUUACUUAGACCGCGUGAAAGCUACUUGCAGCAUGCUCGGGAUGGGAAGCGGCCCCCAGAACAAUGCAGCCGCGGCGCAGCAGUCUGCGCUUGCCCACAUUAUUAGUGGCAGUGCAUUCCACGAGAACCCUUUUGCAGACUCGGUUGAGGCGUACGUGCUGGCGUGCAAGCAGCAGCAGCAAGCGCAGCAGCAGCAAGCGCAGCAGCAGCAAGCGCAGCAGCAGCCACAGCCGCAGCAGCAGUAG